ACCAACAGGCUGAAGACGAAGAAGGAGAAGAAGACGAAGAGGAAAACCGACCUGCGACCUAAAAUGGCUUUGAGAACUGCAUUCAGAGGCAGAGCUGCCUUAUCAGGUCUUCUCUCCUGCAGCAGUCAUGGCAGAUUGUCCCUCAGCUUCAUCUCUCAAAGGAAAAACUCCACCUCACCCAAAAUCAAGGUGGAUUAUGACCAAACUACAGGUGUGGCUGUGAUGCGUAUGCAGAGUCCUCCUGUCAACAGCCUGAGUCUAGAUUUCCUCACAGAAGUCUGCAUUAGUUUGGAGAAGCUGGAGAUGGAUAAGGGUUGCAGAGGCAUCAUCAUCACCUCGAACCAGCCCAAGGUGUUCUCUGCCGGGCUGGAUAUCUUGGAGAUGUACGGCAAGAGCCCCGAGCACUGUGGGGAGUUCUGGAAGGCCGUACAGGAGAUGUGGCUGAAACUUUACGGCUCCAACAUGGUUACGAUUGCUGCAAUUAACGGCUCCAGUCCAGCAGGAGGCUGCCUGAUGUCUCUGACGUGUGACUAUAGGAUCAUGGCUGACAACCCGCGGUACAGCAUCGGUCUGAAUGAGACGCAGCUCGGCAUAGUAGCACCUUUUUGGUUUAAGGACACUAUGGUCAACACAGUGGGCCACAGGAACACAGAGAUGGCGCUGGAGUUAGGUUUGCUCUACAAGCCUGCAGAGGCUCUGAAGAUAGGACUGGUGGACCAGCUGGUGCCUGAAGAUCAGGUCCUCACUGCUGCCACACAGACCAUGACCAAGUGGUUGGCUAUUCCAGAACACGCCAGACAGAUCACCAAGUCCAUGAUGAGGAAGCCAACCAUUGAGAAGCUAAGGUCCAACAGAGAGGCCGACAUCCAGAACUUUGUCAACUUCAUCACCAAAGAAUCCAUCCAGAAGUCGCUUCGCAUGUAUAUGGAGAUGCUGAAACAGAAGAAGGCCUGAAGAUCAAGGGGACACGGUCAUACAGAGUCUACAGAGGAACUGGACGCAGGACCUGACAGCUCAUCGUUUAGUGCUCACUGAGGAAUGAUCCGUUAUCAUCGAUUUAUCAACUUUGUGUUUUGUUGGUCUGAAAGAGACAAUAGCAAAAACCUAAAGUUGAGUUAAGAUGGUUUGAAAUUAAACCUGAGUGAACAUUGAUUUCAAACCCUGUCAGGUUUAUGAUAAUAUGAGCCUUUAGCCUGUAAGUGCCUGUCUUUCUGUACAUUUAAGAGUCCUAACAGCCACUGCAGCCAGUGGUGAAUAUAAGUAGGUAGUUAGAGCCAAACUAUUGGCGAUCUCAGAGUUCUGUCCAUUUCAUACUGUGAAUUUCUCAAUAAGGCUUUAGAAUAUUAUGGUGGGUAUAUGGAAGUUUUUCUUUUUUUAUUCAACACAAACAUUAUGUUUCUUCAUUGACUUUAAUAUUACUCCAUGGCUCAGAAUAAAAUGUUUCCCUAUUAAAGGUCUAGAUAUUUGGUCUUUUAUUUUCAGUCAGUUACCCAGGCGCAUGUUGAGCUCUAACAGCAAAGCCCUCUGUCGGUGCACAUAUUGUUUCAAGAAAGUCAUGUGACCAAUACAGAAGCUGCUUCAAACUGACUGAUACACUACAAUGUGUUUUAAAGUGCAUCUGCCAAAAAAAAUCUGAUCUUUUGCGGUUGAUCAUGAAAUUAAGAAAUAUGGACCAGCCUCAAGGCAAAGGGGAGGUUCCAGGCAUGUGGGACCAUUUUGAUCUCAUAUUUGUUUUAAAUUUCCAUUGUAUCAUCAUGUUCCUUUCAGCUAUCAAUCAACUAAAUAAAUA
This is a messenger RNA of Cyprinodon variegatus (sheepshead minnow), 1789 nucleotides long. It is a transcript of the gene eci1, whose product is annotated as enoyl-CoA delta isomerase 1. The coding region runs from base 64 to 954 and encodes 296 amino acids. Lineage: Eukaryota; Metazoa; Chordata; Actinopteri; Cyprinodontiformes; Cyprinodontidae. The transcript is spliced from 7 exons. Gene Ontology annotation, molecular function: enoyl-CoA hydratase activity. Gene Ontology annotation, biological process: fatty acid beta-oxidation. Gene Ontology annotation, cellular component: mitochondrion. The record is from RefSeq and is a predicted model, not a curated record.